AUGUGGGAGUUUCGUUCCAUGAAUUUUUGGCGGGCGGUCUUCGCAGAGUUCUUCGGGACCAUGUUCUUUGUAUUUUUCGGCAUGGGUGCUGCCCUGCGUUGGACCACCGGGCCUCAUCAUGUCCUUCAUGUGGCCCUGUGCUUUGGGCUAGCAGCUGCCACCCUCAUCCAGUCCAUUGGACACAUCAGUGGGGGACACAUUAACCCUGCUGUCACCUUUGCUUACCUUGUCGGCUCACAGAUGUCUCUUUUCCGCGCCAUUUUCUACAUGGCUGCACAGUGCCUGGGUGCAGUGGCUGGGGCUGCUGUGCUGUAUGGGGUCACACCUGGAAACAUGAGGGGCAACAUGGCAAUGAACACGCUGCAGCCUGGCAUCAGUCUGGGAAUGGCCACCACUGUGGAGGUUUUCCUCACCAUGCAGCUGGUGGUUUGCAUCUUCGCUGUGACCGACGAGAGGAGAAAUGGACGCUUGGGGUCUGCUGCCCUUUCCAUUGGCUUCUCCGUCACCAUUGGCCAUCUUAUGGGGAUGUACUACACCGGUGCUGGGAUGAACCCUGCAAGGUCCUUUGCCCCUGCUGUGCUCUUCAGGAACUUCUUAAACCACUGGGUGUACUGGGUUGGGCCCAUGAUAGGAGGUGCAAUGGGUGCCCUCUUGUAUGAUUUCAUGCUGUUCCCGCGCAUGAGGGGUCUCUCAGAGCGCCUCGCCACACUGAAGGGCAGCCGGCCCCCAGAGAGCGAGACCCAGCAGGACACCCGUGGGGAGCCCAUCGAGCUUAAGACACAAGCCCUAUAAACCUGCCCCUGCUCCCCUUCUCCGACUGGGGCCCAGGGAUGAGGGACAGGGCCCUGAGCUAUGCCAGUCCUACCUCCACCGCCCCCCCAUGCCUUCACACAUCAUUGCACAAGACUAACCCAAAUACUCGCAUGUAAACCAACACAUAAGAAUUUUGCAAUGUAAAACCCGACACACAAACAGAUUCAAAACCUCCAAACUGAACAGACAACAAGGCUCC
Molecule: messenger RNA, 1012 nt
Organism: Labrus bergylta (ballan wrasse)
Lineage: Eukaryota; Metazoa; Chordata; Actinopteri; Labriformes; Labridae
Gene: mipb
Product: major intrinsic protein of lens fiber b
Biological process (GO): transmembrane transport; water transport
Cellular component (GO): plasma membrane
Molecular function (GO): water channel activity
Source: RefSeq, a predicted model, not a curated record